This is a messenger RNA of Thunnus maccoyii (southern bluefin tuna), 3054 nucleotides long. RefSeq names its product inhibitor of nuclear factor kappa B kinase subunit epsilon (gene ikbke). Gene Ontology annotation, cellular component: cytoplasm. Gene Ontology annotation, biological process: peptidyl-serine phosphorylation. The transcript has 21 exons. NCBI's taxonomy places the organism in Eukaryota, Metazoa, Chordata, Actinopteri, Scombriformes, Scombridae. The coding region runs from base 532 to 2700 and encodes 722 amino acids. Gene Ontology annotation, molecular function: protein serine/threonine kinase activity; ATP binding. The record is from RefSeq and is a predicted model, not a curated record.
CUUUUCCUGCAGGCUUUAGCUACUUUCCACUGAAAAUAGUUGGCAACACUGAUUGCUUUAUAAGGGAUUUCCGCAUUGGCUUUAGUUUCAAGCCAUGGUUGUUGCCUUUUGGCACAGACGGAAACGUUCAAGUUCACAUGUCGCUGCAUUUCCGCCAUCCAAAUUAAGGCCAUAUAUUCCGCCCAGUAUGCAGCCGACACUUCCUCCAUCGCACAGCAGCGCUGCCAGCUGCUGCCUGUAAAGAAACUGGUGAACUCUCUUCAUCCACGUUAGAGGGACAUUUAAGGAAAUAGUAAUUAUUUCCAACAACAGGCCUUACCUGUUCAGAAAAGCAGCCUUUCUGCAAGUAUGCAACGCUUUCUGUCACUGCGGAAGACGUCUCAGAUGUAGGCGUGUUUUGUUUUUCUGACAAGUUAAAGACUUACGGUAAAUCCACGGAGCAGUUCGUGCGGUAACUGACAACGCCAACGUUUAUUGUUACGCCGGGUUGUUGUGCUGCGGCAGCCUGCGUAACCAGGCUCAGCAGAAAGUAUGUCAGGAAUUACAGCCAGUACAACAAACUACCUCUGGUCUAUACAGGAUGUCCUUGGUCAGGGGGCAACUGCCAGUGUCUACAAGGCACGCAACAAGAGGUCAGGUGAGCUGGUGGCCGUCAAGGUGUUUAACAUAGUGAGCUACCACCGCCCACAUGAGGUCCAGAUGAGAGAGUUUGAAAUGCUGCGGAAGCUCAACCACAGCAAUAUCGUCAAGCUGUACACUGUGGAGGAGCUUCCCUCUAAACAGAAGGUGUUGGUGAUGGAAUAUUGUUCAGGAGGAAGUUUGCUCAGCCUGCUUGAGGAACCAGAAAAUGCCUUUGGCCUGCGUGAAACAGAGUUUCUCACCGUUUUGCAGUGUGUCGUGCAGGGAAUGAACCACCUGCGAGAAAACGGAGUCGUGCACCGGGACAUUAAACCAGGCAACAUCAUGCGUCAGGUCGGGGAGGACGGCAAAUCUGUUUAUAAGCUGACUGACUUUGGAGCAGCAAGAGAGCUGGAGGAUGAUGAGAAGUUUGUGUCGGUCUAUGGGACUGAAGAGUAUCUGCACCCAGACAUGUAUGAGCGUGCAGUGCUACGUAAGCCUCAUCAGAAGUCCUAUGGAGUGAGUGUAGACCUGUGGAGUAUUGGUGUGACAUUUUACCACGCUGCUACUGGGAGUCUCCCCUUUGCGCCGUUUGGAGGACCCCGCAGGAACAAGCCCACCAUGUACAAAAUAACCACAGAGAAACCUAUGGGGGCAAUAGCUGGAAUACAACGAGCCGAUAACGGACCGAUAGAGUGGAGCUACCACCUACCUCACAGCUGCCAACUUUCACAGGGUCUGAGGGUGCAGCUGGUUCCUGUGCUUGCAGGUAUACUUGAGGCUGAUCAGGAGAGGUGUUGGGGUUUUGAUCAGUUCUUCACAGCCACCACAGACAUACUGCAGCGGCAGCCAGUUCACCUCUUUGCUCUGCAACAGGCCAUGGCACACAGUAUCUAUAUACACCAUUACAACACUGUGUCAGUCUUCUUCGAGGAGGUGGCGGCUCAGACUGGUAUAGGAGUGCAGCAGCAACAUCUGUUGUAUCUGGGCCAUGACCUUCCUCUGGAGGGCAGUAUGAAGGUGGUCAACCUCCCGAGCACUUCACCUGACCAGCCCCUUAUUCUGCUCAGUGACGGGCUUGAAACAAACACCAGCCUGCCAUUCAGAGAACCAGAGACUCCUGUCAUCCCAUGCAAGUUUGACGUUGUAGCAGACUACAACUUCUCCAAGGUAAUAGUGGGAGUGGUCCACCAGUAUCUGAGGAUAGUACAGUUGCUGCACACACAUCGAGAGCAGCUACUUCAUGGAUACUACAGCUACAUGAUGAGGCUGCGCAGGGAGUGCGGAGAGGCCAUGCAUAGUAUUGCAAUGAUCACCAUUAGACUGCAGUCCUGUCUCAGCAUAGAACACAGGAUUCACAUGCUAGAACAUUAUCCUUCAGAAAACUCAGGUUCAGCUGAUAACAGUCACAAGCUGCAGCAGGUCCACGAGCACCUGCCUAUAUACACUGCUGGCAUCCAAGAGUUUCAGAACCGGCUGGAUCACCUGCACAUAGAACAGGCCAAACUAGCAGAGACCCUGGCCAAUGACAAAAGCUGUCAGAAGAUGGAGAUGCUGCUCCAGAAGAUAACAGCAAUUCAUCAGCACUACCGUAAAGACAGACUCACCGGCAAGCUGGCAUAUAAUGAUGAGCAAAUUCAUAAGUUUGAGAAAAUCCACCUGUCAUCCCACAUUAAGCGAGUGAAGUCUCUCUUCAGAGAGGACUGUGUGCAGAGAUACAAAGAGCUUUUGGCCUCAACAAGGACAUGGAGCAGUGUUUUAAUGGAGAUGCAGACCAGACUGCAGGACUUCAGCUCUUUCUCCGUAGGCUUGUUGGCAGACUUGGAGAUGAGCGAGCAGCGCCAGAAUAAGGCUCUGGACAGAAACCUGUUCACUCUGCAGUCCAAGAGAGCAGGACAGCAGCCUGCAAUCGCACCCAGGGACAAGGAGCAGAUGGUAUCCAGGAUGCACCAUCUAAAGGAGGAAAUGGAAAUUUUGGUCAGGGAACUACAGUGUAACAACAGUAUUAUAGAGAGUCUGGGAACAGUGAACUCAGCAGCAGCCGCUCUGGAGCCGAGCUUGGCCAGACCCUCUACACUGUGACACAAGUGCAGCGUCUUUGCAUCUCAACUCACAAAUACACUCUUUCUGACAAACACCUCAUCUUUUUAAACUGCCACUCAUGAGCAGUUAUGGACAUUGUGCUGGAUCUUAUGUCUUUCUUAUGAAAAGGAAGCGACUGAAGACAAAUCUCAAUUUAGAGAUAAGAUGGGAAAAGAGGAAAUGCUACUGAUGGAUUUUUCUGUCAGUGUGUUUGUGUGUGUGUGUGUGUACGUGGUUGACGACUGAGUACAUCAGUUCAAUACAAACCUCAUUAAUGCCUUUAGUGUUAUUGUAUUUUUAAUAGGCUGCCACAGUGAUGGAGUCUCAGGAUAAAGCCAAAUGAAUGCAAAGUCA